AUGUUCCGUGAGAACACUGCCGCUGGCGCCGUCAACAUUGGCGUGUACAUCACACCUGGCAAGGGCGCCAGUCUCCAAUACAGGAAUGGCACCAACAUCCUGGCCUCGAACGGUCCCAACACAGUCGGCCCAGUUGCCCCAUACUACGUUCGUCUGGACAAGUCACAAUCCCAGUACACUGGCUACAUCUCUGACGAUGGCAUUACCUGGACCAUCAUCGGUGGACCCUACACCCUGGGCACAUCCGCAUCAUCCAUCACCAAAGGUCUUGCUGUCAGCAGUCACAACAAUGCAGCCCUCUGCACUGCCGUGUUUGACAAUAUCAUAGUCUAA
Acytostelium subglobosum LB1 is the source of this 333-nucleotide messenger RNA. RefSeq lists its product as hypothetical. Lineage: Eukaryota; Evosea; Eumycetozoa; Acytosteliales; Acytosteliaceae. Bases 1 to 333 code for a protein of 110 amino acids. The record is from RefSeq and is a predicted model, not a curated record. The transcript has a single exon.